Messenger RNA from Osmia lignaria (orchard mason bee), 9969 nucleotides. The record is from RefSeq and is a predicted model, not a curated record. NCBI's taxonomy places the organism in Eukaryota, Metazoa, Arthropoda, Insecta, Hymenoptera, Megachilidae.
UUGAUUGCAGCGCUUAAAAUGUCUGGAACCGAGGCUCAUGGCGGUGAUACGAGUCCCACGGGUCAGCCAAGACAGAGUAGAAUUCACAGCGUUGGAUUACCGGCUCGCACGUCCCUGCUUCCGGAACCCCCGCCUACCGGAAACGGUACUCCACCACCGAUUCCACGACGCCAUUCAGCCACACCUGCGGUAGCUCCGCCACCGAUACCAAUGCGAUUACCAGCGAUUCCUAAGCGAAGCAAAAACGAGAAACCUAUACCGAUACAAUCGUUGACGAGACAAGAAACAAAUCUAUCAACCAACGAUCAAACAUCGUCGAUCCUAUCCGCUUCCUGGACUCACGAUUCGAACAAUGAAAAACUGAUCGAUCUGGGUCCGUUCCGGUCUCAAGAUCAAUCGGCUAAUCAAGACUAUACAUUGAGCUUUUCGGAUAAAGAGGCGCGGGAUACGAAUCAGGACAACGAUUUCGUGGCGGAUUUCGAUAAAGCGAACUUUGAAGAGGAUUGCAAGCUCCGUCAGAAGUCGAGCUUCGAGGAGUUGCAGAAAGCUUCUCGCGAUCUUGAGAAGAGGCUGCACGAGAGGAUCGUAAAGAGUGCAGAGUCGAAGUUUAAAGAUCAGCAGGGGGUCAGGGACGGACGUCAAAGGCAGACGGUGAAUCUGCAAAAUGAUAGGUUUCACUCUUCGAAGAUGGAGAAGGAGAACGAUGGAGAUGGCUGCGAGGAAACGGCGAGCGGAAAAUCUCGGGACAAAAUAACCCCGUCUCGAAUGGAGGCUCUGCAGGAGGACGAGACGAAGUUCGCGGCGUUGGUGAGGUCGCGUCGCGAAGUAGAGAAACGAUGUAAGUUCGAGGAACUUCAGGCUGUCUCGAAGAAGCUGGAGAGACGCUUGCACGAGGAGGAUGAUCAUCUUCGUGGAUGUAAAGAGAGAUCCAUCGGAAGGUACGAGGAGCUUCAGAGAACAUCGCAAGACUUGGAGAGACGUUUGCAUUCCGAGCAGAAAUCAUCGGAAGCGAUGGCCCGUGGAAAAUACGAGGCGGAGAUGGAUAGAGCGAGGAAUAUCCUACAGCAUAUUCUACGAAAGGAUAGGAGCUGCGGCGAGAAACUAGAGAAACUGCCGAAGGCAACCCAGACGAAUCUUCCACCGCCUCUGAGCGCAGUUUGUCAGAGUUCAGUGCCGAAACCCAUCAGCGUACGACAGGAUAGUAACGUUUCUUCGGAUAGUUUCAGUCAAACCAGCUCGCCUAGCUACACCAGCAAAACUAUGGAAGCUCCUCUUCUUCCUCACAAAUAUGGCAAGGUUCCAGACAGAGCACUAGUGUCAGAGCCAGACAAUUCGUCGAACAGGACCAUUACAAAAUCAACCAGCACCCCUGCUAGUCUACAGGCAAUUGUCAGAGUUCACGGUGGUAACAACAGCUCGUUACAUCAUAAGAUCAUUAGAGACAUGACGAACAGCCGUUAUGUGACCACAGGGAGGCUUCGACUUAGGUUCGUGCAAGUGUUUUUUAACGCUGUUGCAUUGUUGAUCAUCGCUGGAGGUUUGGCCAUAUACUUCAAAUCGUAUCUGGAGACUGUGAUACGAUUGGAGAACAAAACGAUCUACAGCAACGUGAUGGCGUUGAUGGAACGAACGCCAGCGCCGAUCGAGCAGAAGAAUCCAGCACCGGGAGUCUGUUUACCUGUGAUCGUGACCUUCUGCCAACAUCACAAGGUCCCGUAUAAUUUCACCGUGUUCCCGAAUUACAUGGGUAAUGUCGCGCAGCGCGACGCUCAGCACGUACUCGAGCAUUACGACACCGUGAUCGACGUCAGAUGCUACGAAUUGACCGCCCUCUUCCUGUGCAGUGUUUUUGUGCCGAAAUGUGGAUCACGGGGACACAUCGUGCAACCCUGUCGUAGCCUGUGCUUCGAAACCAAGAGACGUUGCGGCUUUUUCUUGAACGUGUUCGGCCUGACUCUUCCGGACGAUCUGGAAUGCGAUUUGUUUCCGGAAAAUCCGAACCCCGACGAGUGCGUGGGCCACCAAGAGGUGCUGGAAGCAGCCAAGAGAGCGGAGAAACCCAUAUGCACCAGCGGUUUCCAAUGCGAUCGGACCAGGUGCAUUCCGGUUGACUGGAGAUGCGACGGCCACUUGGAUUGUGCCGAUCAUAGCGACGAGAUUGGAUGCGGCGAGUGCACUCUAUCAUCCUCGUCCUCCUCCUCUUCCGUCUCCACCUUCAACACGAAAAUAGUAAAGAAGCCCAUUCUGGCGAAGAACACCGACUCCAAGUCGCCGUUGCAUUGCGGAGAGAGAAGAUGCAUGUCCGCCAGUCUAAUCUGUGACGGCGUAAUGGAUUGCCCCUGGGGUCAGGAUGAACGCUAUUGUUUAAAGCUGAGCAAACGGAACGGGGACAUGGGUGAAGGAAGAUUAGAGGUUUAUCACGCCGAGAUGGGCAAGUUUAUGCCGGCCUGCAUUUCGCAUUGGGAACCAAACUCGGCUAAAACAAUCUGCUCCAUGCUCGGCUACACGGUUGAUGUGUCAUCGAAAUUGAUGGCUCGUCAGUAUAUCAACAACACUCAAAGCGAAUCCAAAAAUCUUCUCAAAGAAUUUCAGGAUUGUAUCACGGAUCAGGAGGUGUAUCCCACGGUGGAGCUGACGUGUUCAAAUUAUGCAUGUGGACGAAGAAAGACGGUUUACGGGAACUCGAGGGUGACAACGAGGAUUGUCGGUGGCGUGGAAUCGUCACCUGGUGAUUGGCCAUUUUUAGCAGCCCUUCUCGGUGGACCGGAACAGAUUUUCUAUUGCGCCGGUGUUUUAAUUGCCGAUCAGUGGGUUUUGACAGCUUCACAUUGCGUUGGAAACUACACUGAUGUAUCUGGAUGGACGAUACAAUUGGGUAUCACUAGGAGACACUCUCACACUUAUCUGGGACAGAAGCUGAAGGUGAAAACUGUGGUUCCUCAUCCGAAUUACAAUUUGGGGGUUGCUCAAGACAACGACGUGGCUUUGUUCCAACUGGAGAAGCGAGUACAGUUUCACGAACAUCUAAGGCCAGUCUGUUUGCCAAGUGCUAAUAUGCAUCUCACGCCUGGGACAAUUUGUACCGUGAUCGGUUGGGGCAAGAAAAACGACACCGAUUCAUCGCAGUAUGAACCAUCUGUGAACGAAGUCCGAGUUCCAGUGCUGAACAGAGAAAUUUGUAAUUCGUGGCUUGCAGUGAACGUAACCGAUGGAAUGAUUUGCGCCGGUUAUGCAGAUGGAGGAAAGGAUGCGUGUCAAGGUGACUCUGGGGGCCCUUUAUUAUGUCAAGAUGAACACGACAAAGAAAAAUGGUUCGUCGGUGGUAUAGUAAGUUGGGGCAUAAAUUGUGCUCAACCAAAGUUACCAGGUGUCUAUGCAUACGUACCGAAAUACGUGCCCUGGAUUAGAAGCGAGAUAGCUAAACACUCUGACAUGGGUAUGGGUUGAUAAAAAAUAACGAAGAUGAGAUCCAAUACUGGCUCGUAAGAUCUAAUUAAACGUAUAAAGUUAAGACAAUAAUUGUUAGCGACAAUAAGCUGUGGGUACUUUCUAGUCGAUGCUCUAAGAAACUUUGUUACCAAGUAUAUACACCUAGUUAGAUACAAUUAUUAUAGUUGUUUGCGUUGAUCUAACUGGCAAAGGUUUCACUUUGUUACGGAAAACGGUGUUCCCUUUUAAAUAGCACAUUUUCAGACGUUGUACCUUCAUCGAACUUUAAAGACAAUACAGAAAAUCUCUGCACUGACAGAUAUUUUAGAACUUGAAAUUUUCAUAAUUUUCAGCUGAAUCAAAAUAGUCGAGGACUUCCUCGUUUCUUAAUAAGAAGAAGAAUCAAUUCUUACGCUCAUCUCAUCCUUUCUUUUUCAGUAACGAUAAAUUCGACAAUAUAAAAGGGCACCUUAAACAAAAAAAAUAGAUCGAUGUGGUUCAGAAGUUUCACGAUUCCUUCAAAGUUAACAGUGUUAUUCAAUUUCCAUUUCCACGCGUUUUCGAGUAUUUUACAAUCUAGUCGAAUGAAACUAGACGACGAACAGGAGGACGUUCCACUUCGAUCAAUUUCUAAACGCCUGUGUGUCUAUGAUAGGAAACCUAAGUAAGAAUGCGAAACAAAGCAACGGUGAAAUAAAUGGAAACAUAUUACGAGGGAAAAAAGCUUCGAUAAAUGAACGAGCUUUCGUCGCCAUUUUCUAGAAAUCAAAGCUCGUGUGUAAUCUAGAAGCGUUUGUAAAUUAACGGAAGCAGUGCGUAGAAGGCAAAAUCUAAUACGAAACGAUCAGACGAAUAUUUCGCAUCAGAUGCGACUGAAAAAUAUAAAAUAAAAAUACAUUUUCUAUCGCCAUGUAUGCGCCACAAAGUGGCGAUGAGUCAAAGGGUGUGCGUUUUUUAUUCGAUUCCAAAUUGGGUAAAAGAUGGAUAGCGUUUGAGAUACGAAUUCGUGAAAAAUAGCAUUAAAAAAUGAAGAAAAAAUAAGUGGAUAAUUUUCUACGAAUUUUAUAAACGCACACCCGGUGUAGGAAAAGUGUCCUACGCAUACUGCAUGAGAUGCACUUAUGUAUUGAUAGGUAAUCAUAACGGUAAGGAUUUAGAAUGUUAACUAUUAUUGAUACGACUAAUAUAAGAUAGAUGUUUGUUAACGUAAAUAUAAUGUUAUGGUAUAUGUACGUGUCUAGAGUUAUAUGUGUUAAUUGUAUACUAAUGUAAAGGCAGAGAAACAUAUACAAAUACGUAUGUAAAAAUAGAUUAUACGAGUACGUGUUAGGAUUGGAGCUGAGCGAAUUUGAUAGCUUAAUUUUCGAAUCAUUAUCUAUGAAAUAUUAUUAAAAAUACAACGUUUUAUAGUAAAAACGUAAUUGUAAUUAAAAGAAAUAGAGAUCGAAUUUCUUCUAAGACAAUAAUGAUAAAUCACACCAAUAUUUGAUUACCAACAAAUAACAGGGAUAAUUAAUCAAAAUUAAUUCAAAUGAACUUGUAGCUCAGCUUCCUAUUUAAAGCUUUGAAUAUAUACGUAUUAAUAUAAUAUCUCAUUUAUGUUUCGAAUGUGAUCAUUAAAGAAUAAGGAUAUUUGAAACAUAAAUGGUACGUUAAGAAAACGAGUGUCGCUUCUAGUGUCACAUUAGCGCAAUGACGAGGAAUUAGAUUAGAUUAUAGGCUAAAUACAUGUUGACUGAAUUCUAGGGACAAUACUCUGCACCAGCACUUUUUUGAUCCGCACCCGCAGAUGGAAAAGAAUAGUUUUUAAUGCGACUAAUACUUUGUACUGGAUGUAUAUUGUUUACGAUGAAAAACUAGGAGCCUUACUAAUUGACUUAGACUUUUUCUAAGCGAUAAGAUUAGCGGUAUUGUUGGUCAGGACAAUAAUAUUUCCACUCUUCUUCACUUUUUUUCAAAAGUUUUUCCAUCGAAUUUCAAUUAAAAUCGAUACGAUUUUUCAAUUUUAAGAAAAAUAUUAUUCUAAAGCCUGAAAAAUAUAUUCUUCUUUCUUCUUCAAUCCAUUUUUGGAAGCCUAACGCUUCUUCUCGCUUCUCAACAUCCUGUUUCGCUAAUUUUCUCAUUCGAAAUUACUAUUUUCAAUAAAAUGCUCAUUGUUUUAAAAAUGACUAUAAAGCUUCAAAAAUUUUUUUGAACUCGUUUCCGGAAGUUCGAUGCUUGUUCUCGCUUUCUAGAAUUCUGGAUCGUUGUUUUUCCUCUUUGAAUAUUUCUUGUUUGAACGAAAUGCUCACUUUGCUACCCCAAAUAAACCCGCGUUAGAGGAUUAAAGUCUUCCUUAGUAUCCAGACAACAGUUAGUUGUAAGCGAGGAGUUAAUGUAAAUUAAUAAUAACCGACAAUGCUGUGUGAGCAGACAAUAAAUAAUAUUAGGAAAUGAUCCAACAUGGACAAUAAACUAGCAUAUAAGCAUUCUAGGGUAAUAUAAUUUUAAGCGUAAUAUUUAUGGUGACUGUUGCAUAGUUUUCUGUUUUGUGUGUGAAUGCGAGUGUGUGUUGUUGCGUUUCGAUUGUUAUUAGCUGUAUGUUUAAAUGAUAAUCUAACACGUUGACUGUCGUAGUGAAGAUAGAAUAGAUAAUAUAAAUUAUGCUAUCCUUGUUUUCUUUGAAUAAUUAGUUGAUUAUAUUACAUUCGAAACCUUUCUCAAAUAAUUAAAAAAUGAAAACAGCAGAAUAUUUCUAAAUUGGUAAAUUGAAGCAUUGUAUCAAAAAAUGAAUUUUUAAUAGAUAUAAUUGUCUCUACUGUGACAGUCAAGAUGUUAAGAAGUGGCGGAUGUAAAUUUAACAAUUUUAGAGACAGACAGAUAUUGAGGAACCUAAAUUCUAAAAUAGAGGUGGCUAAAAUAUUUCAAGCCUUCAAACAUUUUACGUUUCACGAAACGUAAACUGAUUCUAAAAAAGAAAUAUCUAUGUUCGAAUUAAGUUCCAGGAAUUAUUUCUUUUUUGACCAUAGUAUCCGGCAGCGAUUGUAUCGAUAAAUAAAAUAGUAAACCUUUAACGUAAGCUUCUGCCCGUCAUAGUACUUCAAAUAAUUUACAUAAAUCUUCGUUAGCCCGCGUGCGAGUAUAAAGAGAAGAGUAUUAAACGUACCGAAACGAUGAAGUUAAAAAUCAAAUGGACAAUCAGGAUUUUUAGAAGGUGUUCGAUGAUAUUUUUCUAAACUGACGAGGUGAUGUGAAGUACCUAUACUCUGAACAAUCUCUUCAUUUUAUUCCAUACAAGAUAUUCAAAACAAACCAUAAAUGACAAAUAAUCGUAUGUUUAUUUAUCAGAAACGGCAAUCGUAUUAUAAUUCUAUGUUACUAUGUCAUAUUUAAUUUAUGAAUAUUUUCAUAAAUAUUCCUUAUGAUCAAAGAGGAUAGGUAUUGUGAAAAGAAUGAACGUGAAUAGAUAGUGUUCAGUGUUUAAAGAGCGUGAAUUAAACGACGGUUUUUGUUUCAUGGAUAAUUUAAAUGGUUUUCUACGCGCAAGUCAAUACUUGUAGUCAAUACUUUAGGAGUAGGGAUAUCGUGUUUUCACAUGUAGGUGAUGGUUGUAAAGUUUGUACAUGUUAAGUAUGUGAAACCUUCGAGUAAACCUUUUUCACUUCAGUUAAAUACUUGUUACCUAGGGAUACUUAUGGUGUCCUAGGAAAUCCUGUGGCUACCUAUCAAGGUAUAAGAGUAUUUAAUGGGUGCCCAGGGAUCCCUAUAGCUAGUUAUGGAAGUCUGGGAAUACCUAUGGAGACUUAGGGAUCCCUAUGGAUACCUAGGGAAAUAUUGCAGUAUCUAAUAGGUACCUAGGUAUAACUAUGAAAGCGUAGGGAUCCCUAUGGCUAUGUAUGGAGGCCUGAGGAUCCUUAUGGGUACCUAGGGAAAUAUUGCAGUACCUAAUAGGUACCUAGGUGUAACUAUGAAAGCCUAGGGAUCCCUAUGGAUAUCUAUGGAAGCCUAAGGAUCCCUAUGAAUACCUAUGGAGAUCUAGAGAACCCUAUGGAUACCUAUGGAGAUAUAGCAAGAUCCAAUAGGUACCUAGGGAUUCCUAUGGAUACCUACAAAAACCUAGGGAUCUUUAGGAGUGCCUGUAAGUGUCAAUGGGUGGAUAUGGAAGCCUAAUUUUUAGAAUACUGAUAAUUACUUUGACUCGAGGGUGACACUAAAUGCUGCGCACAAAAUACCGGUGUCAUUAAGGAAGAAUCUUCUUCAGAAAAAAAGACUCGAAAGCUGGGUCUUCGAAAGAUAAAAUUACGGAACUGCGUAACUACUCCUGUGAAGUCAAUGUCGAUUAGCGAGCUAUCCUAACGAUAAACUGUAUUCAAUUAUCGAUAAGAAAUGCUACUCGUAAGCUGUUUAAUAACGUAGUAUAUUCUUGCAUAUACACGUUAGAAAUAUAUUUGUAUAUCUCGAAGGGUUUACACUCGAACGUAAAAACAGGCUAAUCUUAAGCGAGAUGAAUUCUAAGGAAAGAAUUGCGAAAGAAACGUAUCUGACGAACAGCUAUAAUGAACGAUAAAUUUAUGAAAUAUUUAGAAAUAUUUAUGAGAAUGCAAAGAAACGUUGCCAGUAUACAAUCGUUACUUGAGCUUGAAGGUAUUAAAUCAACGAUCACUCGAGCCCGAGCCGAUCAAAUUAACGUCAAUUCGACAUUUCCGUAGAGAAAGAAAUGAAGAAAGUAAAAUUGUAAGAAAAGCGACAGGAUGAAUGAAUAUUUUGAACGAUUCGACUCGUGUUUGAUGGAUCACAAUUUAAAAUAAUCUGCUCUGAGAUCUUUCUUUUGAAAAAACAUUAUUUUCCAAACGAUAAUUAAUAUCACAAAGUACUUAUAAAACGCUUCGUUUCAGCUUUUGACAAUUUAAAAAAGAUUCAAUUAAUAAGAUCAAAUUUUCACCAAUUAAUUUCACUGUUUCUUUGAAAGAUCACGAGCAAUCCGUAAGAAAACAUAUAUACAGGGUGUUCCAAAAAGAAACGACGUUUUCUUUGAAACAGCCUGUAGACGAAAUAUUACACCAAGUACGUAUAUACUCGUGUAAUUAACCGCGUGUUGAAUACGCAUUUAUACGCUACGUGUUUCGUCCCGUGUUCUGUUCACCAGAAAUCGUCCAUCAAAGAAAUUAUUUACAACGAAAGGAAAAAACAAUCAUAGUAGUCGUACGAUCGCAACAAUAAAUUGUUUAAUCCUAGCCUAAUAGACCCAGUUCAACUAAUUGUUACCAAACGAUGAUAGUCGAAUAGAACACGGGGUUGUUUAAAUGUGAUUGCUUCUUGUGCCCGGCACAAAUCCUAAUCGUACAAUCAGUGGUCUAUAUAUACAUUAAAGAAAAUUGCUAUGUUUGCAGAAUUAUCGAGUAAUUAUAAAAUAAGCGAUUAGAAAGGUAAAAUGAUAAGUGAAACGUGUAUAUUAAUUAACUGGUAAGCUGAUGUUUCUAUGUUGUGUAUAUGUUGCAUAGAUGUACAUAUAUACAUGUAUACACGCACGCAUACGUAUAUUUAUGAUGUGCAUACAACAGUACACGUAUAGACAAUGCUGAGUCUAAAUAAGCUUUUCAGAAGUCAAACUGAUUGAUUAAAUUUUUGUUAAUUGAAUGCAGGAUUUUUUAAUAGGCCAAACCAUUAUUCCUUAUAAGGUUUGUAUCAAAUAUUAAUUACCACUAAAAAAAUUAGUAAUUCGGAAAACUAACAAUUUUAUAAUGUAGUUAGGUAAAGUAAAAUUUUCAAAUAUAAUUUUAUCAAUUAUCAUUUUUUUUUUUGAAAUAUUAAUUUUGCAAAUUUUUCUUUUCAUUAGCUUGACUUCUGUGAUGCUUUCUUAAUCGUAGGUAAAUAUACCCCACACGUUCUGUGUCACUGUGAUUGGUACCAUAGACUUAGAUAAGUGUUGUAUCUAUUAUAUUAGACGUGUAAUUAACGUUAACACGUUGACAGUCCUGGUGGACACUAUAAAUUUAAUAUAAUCGAAUAAUAAAAACGGAAUGAACAGCAGUAUUAUUAUACGAAGUGUGUAAAGUAGCAAAUUGAAAAAUUAAAUAACUGUAUUCUUAUAAUUGCGAUUAUAAUUAUUCACAUUUUUACCGUGGCAGUGAACGUGUUAACGAAAGACAGAGACAGUCAUUGCCUGUCGAUCGCUUGAACGCGAUUUGCUUCGAUAUUUCGCGCUUAAAAGGCUUAAGAAUCUUUGAUUAAUUAUUUUAUGUUAUUCUAAAAUAAAUUUUUCAACACUCUUUCAUGUUUUAGCUUCAGCAAACAGCUUCAAAUUUAACUUUUGCUCUUAAAAAGAGUCUUUAAAAUGGGUGAUUAAACAGCUUCUAUAGGCAUUAACAGCUGCAUUAAUGAAAUUAGGAUGGAAAUAAACGAGAAACUUGUCGCGAAUAUUGUUUUGAUAAGACAUAACGCUGUUAGAUUCGAUGCUUGCACUGCCUAUCAUCGUGAAAAAUGACUGUCCUCUGGCGUGGAUACCGCACAAUAAACAAUGUUGUUGCAUAUAUCGCUGUUAACUACCCAUAAAAAUUAAAA